Octopus bimaculoides (California two-spot octopus) is the source of this 354-nucleotide messenger RNA. RefSeq lists its product as uncharacterized. The record is from RefSeq and is a predicted model, not a curated record. Lineage: Eukaryota; Metazoa; Mollusca; Cephalopoda; Octopoda; Octopodidae.
AUGGCACAAGACUUAUCAAAAAAAUUGAUGCAGACAAUGUUGGAGGCAACAAUACUGACAGGGAAAGCAAGUGGUGAAGAUGUUUCCAUUCUAAAGAUUCCUUUGAUUCCUUCCAAUACACAAAUUGAUUUCAAAAGGCUACAAUUCCCACUGAGAUUAAACUUUGCAAUGAGCAUCAACAAAGCACAGGGUCCGACAUUGGAAGUGGUAGGCUUUAAUCUUGCAGGACCUGCUUUUUCUCACGGACAGCUCUAUGUUGGACGCUCUAGAGUAGGAAAUCUGGAAACUUUAUUCAUCUAUGCACCCAACGGCAAAACCAAAAACAUUGUGUAUCACGAAGCCCUGCAAGACUGA